GGCUCGAGGAAGGGGCGGUCCGAUGCGUGGGCGGGGUUUGAUGGUCGCGCCUGCGCUCUCGCUGUCGAGGCCCGUUCCCGAUGCGCGGUGUCGGGCCUGGACCCCUGGAUGCGCGGAGAUGCUGCGAGGGGUCAGCGGGCCCCGCGCUGGCAGCGCUCUGCCGGGCUGCCCACAGGCUGCAGUUACAGAGGGAUUUCCCAGCGGCCUUGGAGGCCUGUGAGCGUGGCCUGGAGCUGGAACAGAGAGGGAGCGGCUCUGUCCUAGCUGCAGACACAAAAUCUUCCUUGUGCAUUAUUGGAAUUCAAGCUCUGGCUGAACUCAACCAGUGGGACCAGGUGUUGGGCUGGAUUCUGGAAAUCUAUGACAUACCAGAGAAAAUACCUGCCAAAAUCCUACAGAUGUGCAUCAUUCUAUACAGUAAGGUUGGAGAGCCAGGCCAAGUGCAGAAGGCAGUGGACAGUUGGCUGAAGUGUUAUACUACUCCAAGUGCCCUAGGCUGUGGCUCAGGGCUGGUAUUGGAGUUAUAUCUGUUGCACGUGCUGCUACCACUUGGGCUGUACACAGAGGCAGAAGAACUGAUCCAAAGUACAGCAUUGCUGACAGAGCAGCAGAGGGGACCAGCAUUACAAGUCAUAAACAAUAGGAGGUCUCAGCAGCUGGAGCAGGAGUCAGCGGACAGCAGGAGCCCGCUUGGAGCAGACUCCAGAAAGCAAACUCAUCCAGUACCCAACUCGCUGUUUAAAACUCUGCAGCAAGUGCUGAUGUUGUCCUGGAGGUUUCUGCAUUUGGUGCCUGUUCGCAAGUUGUUUUUAGCUGUCCUUUUGGCCUACUUGCUGAUUGUCAGGCUGGACCCAGCUUCUCCAACAGCUUUGCCAUGGGUCUGUAACCUCCACAACGUCAUGAAGCAGAUGUGGAAGACUAUGUUUGCACGCUUCAACAAGGCAAGAAUUGGCAAAUGAACGUGGAUGUGUACUUCAGCCAAGAAGGGUGAAGUCUUGGGGUAUAUAGUCUUGGAAUUGGAAGCUGUUGCUCCUGCAGUAUUGGAUAAUGAGUCAUUAACUUCACAGGCUCCUCCGCACUUUGUAGGAAAUGCUAACAUGGCACCUACUGUGGCCCUAGGAGUGUCAGCUAACUACUUCAUGUUCUGAGCCUUUGUAUUGUACGUGGCUUUGUCCAACUCUGGCCAGUCCUGUCCCAGACAGUGACAAGCUGUAAUUUCUCACUCUAGUGCUGCUGUUAAUUGUUGUCAUUGAGAUUUAUUUUGAUCACUUGAACACUUUAAAUUUGGCAUCCUGAGUUAGUUUAUUACUGCCUGUAAAUAUGAUGAUAAAUCAUGCUGCACAUUAUCAAGUCUGCCUUUUGUAGCAACCAUGUUGCUGCUUUCCUCAUUUUCACAAUGAAGAAUCUUUCCAGUCUCUCUCCAGUGUGUAACAGGAUUGAUUAUGCCUGCCCUUCUAUUGCUGCUGUGGCCCCAAAGAUAGGAUAUUGCUAAUCAGUGUGUCGAAGGGGUGCAUUGCGAGGGAAUGUGCACACCAAAUCAGUGCAAUAUAAGUUUCUGGAGGAACUGACCCGACGUUCCUGAAACGCUGCCUAGGGCACAGGCUCUUAUUGCCAAGACUGAGACCGUGCCCUGAAUAAUCACUGUCACAGUGGGCAUCGGCCAUCAGCUCCUUGAAUAAUCACUGUCACAGUGGGCAUCAGCCAUCAGCUCCUUGAAUAAUCACUGUCACAGUGGGCAUCAGCCAUCAGCUCCUUGCUUUGCACGAGCGAUGGAACACAUUGAACAUUCACAAACUGAAAAAGACAAAUUGACUUGUUCUCUGGGAACCUGAGUCCCCUCUUCACCCACCAGAUAGCAGAAAGAUGUGACGGGGUAGUCUGAUUGAUUUGAGAGUUCAUUUUAAGAUGUGGCAAUAAAGAUUCCAAAUAAACUUGAAAA
Messenger RNA from Hemiscyllium ocellatum (epaulette shark), 1939 nucleotides. It is a transcript of the gene pex26, whose product is annotated as peroxisomal biogenesis factor 26. Gene Ontology annotation, molecular function: protein-containing complex binding; ATPase binding. Gene Ontology annotation, biological process: protein import into peroxisome matrix; protein import into peroxisome membrane. The transcript has 5 exons. Gene Ontology annotation, cellular component: peroxisomal membrane; peroxisome. The record is from RefSeq and is a predicted model, not a curated record. The coding region runs from base 81 to 959 and encodes 292 amino acids. NCBI's taxonomy places the organism in Eukaryota, Metazoa, Chordata, Chondrichthyes, Orectolobiformes, Hemiscylliidae.